AUCUCACACACGACACAUCUCUCGUUAUCAAUAGAACUUGUCAGCAUUCAACACGAGCGCCAAACGCGCAACACCGUAUUCGAAGCGACAUCCGCUUACGACAACAGGCGCAAUGCCUGGCACUGUGGCCGAUGGGCCAACAGUCUCCCUUUCAUUCGCAAAUAAUUUCUGGGGGUUGCAAGAUGCAGGAACGGGACCAUUACUCGAGCGCAUGUCGGGCGCGAAAGUCACGGGCGAGGAGCUCAAGUCCUUCUACUCAGCGCGAGCGCAAAUCGAAGAGGAAUACGCGAAGAAGCUGCUCAACCUUGCGCGAAAGCCGCUCGGAUCCUGCGAACAAGGGACGCUGCGAAUGUCGUUGGACGUCGUGCGCGGCGAAAUCGAGUCCAUGGCCAAGCAGCAUCAGGUGAUGGCCGCGCAGAUGAAGACCGAGUUGGACGAGCCGCUCGCAGCGUUCGCCGGUGGGAUCAAAGAGAGAAGGAAGAUCAUCCAAGGAUCCGUUGAAAAGCUGUUGAAGACGAAGAACCUGCAGACUGCUGCCGUCAACAAGUCUCGAGACAAAUACGAGCAGGACUGCUUGAAGAUCAAAGGCUACCUCGCGCAAGGCCACAUGGUGAUGGGCCAGGAGGAGCGCAAGAACAAAGCCAAGCUGGAGAAGACGCAAAUUCAGAUGUCGGCGAACAGCAAUGAAUACGAAGCGGCCGUGAAGGUUCUCGAGGAGACAACGGGCAAGUGGAACCGGGAAUGGAAGGCUGCUUGCGACAAAUUCCAGGAUCUGGAGGAGGAGCGCAUCGACUUCUUCAAGAGCAGUCUCUGGAACUUUGCCAACGUCUCCUCAACCGUAUGUGUGAGCGACGAUGCUUCAUGCGAGAAGAUCCGACUAUCCCUGGAGGAUUGCGACGUCGAAAAAGACAUCACCCAGUUCAUCAAAGACCACGGCACCGGGCAAGAGAUCCCAGACCCACCCAAAUAUAUCAACUUCUGCCGAGGCGACAUUGACGACACAGCGUCCGCACACGAGUCUGAUGAUGGAAGCUACUCGGUGGCACAGUUCCAGCGCGCGAUGAACCCGACGUACAGGACUUCCUCCCCACAGCCUAGCACCCUUGAGCCGCACAAUGGUUCAGAUUUGAAUGGCAACCCAAGCCGAAAUUCUCUCCAAGGAGAUGAGAGCUUCAACGUUCGCUCAGCUCGAGACGGUGCAGCGCCGCCUUCAUUGAACCCCAGCCAGACGUCCAACGUCAGCCACAUCGAGGUUCCGCACAAUCCCUACCCUGUGGAUGGAAUGACUCAGUUCUGCCGCACUGGACCACCAUCGGACCGCAGUACGAUUCCAUCGCCAACGCGUCCGGAGAGCCGAGACAGCCAGAGCGAAUACUCCAACCCAGCAUCCUACUCCAGCUUCGAACCGACGAGCGGCUCAGCAUCGCCAACCAAGCAGUACAAUGGAUCAAACAUGUCUCACGCCUCAUCCGUUGAUGAUCAUCAGGUCCAAAAGAAGAAGAGCGGCUUCUUCCAAUCGCACAGUCCCUUCCGCAGGCGAAGCCAAAAGACCAAGGACCCGAUGUCACAAUCAGUAACCGUGACUCCAACAGCACGGAAUACGUGGACGCCAGCGACGGUCCGAUCGGCGAACCCGAGCCCAACCAAGCCGCCGUUCGGCGCAGGCAACAGAGCAAACACAUGGCAACAGCAACCCACUCCUGAUGCUGAGCCCGUAGAUCCUCGUGCAGACUACCAGCUGGGUAUCGGCAACAGUGUCUUUGAUGUCGCGUCGCCAGAUGGCCGCAAACCAGCACCACCAAAGAAGGACACGCCUGCAGAACUCGAUCCAAUCGCUCAAGCCCUGGCUGAAUUGAAAGGUGUGAAGAAGCAAGCCUCUGUACGUCAGUCCGCGGACACGCAUUACGGCAUGGCCAGCCCCGCUCCUGGUGAUGCCAAUGGACGAGGUAUGCCACCCGGUGCAUCGCCUUAUGCCAAUCGUGGGGCGGCGCCUCCAGCCUACGACCAGCCCAUGAGCAGACUGGGCGCGCCACAACCGGCACACACGAGCCGUGAAAUGCAGAAGACGACCGAGCGCUUUGUGAAUCAGAAGCGCGACAUGUUCAAUCCGGGCUCUCAAUCCAGGCCAGGCUCACAGUCCAGACCGGGAAGUAGCAUGGGCAACCGGGUCGAGAUACCUCGAUCAACCAGUCCCAGGCCGUUCGUGAACAAUGACCAGCGACAGCAACUCCCAUACCGAUCGGCAUCGCCCAAUCCUUACGGAGGCCAGCCCGUGAACAGGCCGCGCGCACAAUCAACCAGUCCCAUUAAGCAGCAGCAGCCUGGCUACGGAAGCUACUCGCGCGGAGGCUCCCCGGGCAAUCACAUCCCACGCGCAGCAUCGCCAAACCCUGCUUACAACCCUCGUCCGACGAGCAGCAAUGGAGCGAUGGGCGGCAGCAUGGCGAUGGAGCUCGCUCAGCCCGGCGGCCAGGACCCGUAUGCUCAGCGCGAUGGCCGUCCGCAAAACCAGUACUAUGGCAAUCAGCCUCAGUAUGGCGGUAAGCAGCAGCAGCCAGCGGCCUCAAGGACUAGGAGCCAGAGCGUCGGUGCGCAGAGACAGUAUACCAGGACUGGGCAACCGAUAAUACAUUAUGCACGCGCAAUGUACAUGUAUCAACGAGCUAUCCCGGAGGAAUUGUCGUUUGCAAAGGGUGACAUCCUGGCCGUCACACGGCACCAGGACGAUGGAUGGUGGGAGGCGGAGGUGAUGGGCAAGAAUGAUCCCCCCGGGUUGGUGCCGAGUAAUUACUUGAAGCAGUGUUAAAGGAUAGAUGUAUGCGUAGUUGUCUUUAAAGGGGAUUGGGGGUCAAAGAGUGAGGUUUAGACAAGCCUUGCUGGACAACAAGGGAGGCGCAUUCGGCUUGGUUGGAGUUUGUAGAGUAGAACAGAACGUCCGAGGGCGGGGCUGGUGUGUAUCGUACAGCGCUU
Messenger RNA from Neohortaea acidophila, 2970 nucleotides. RefSeq lists its product as uncharacterized. Gene Ontology annotation, molecular function: phospholipid binding; protein binding. The coding region runs from base 113 to 2806 and encodes 897 amino acids. The record is from RefSeq and is a predicted model, not a curated record. The transcript is spliced from 3 exons. Gene Ontology annotation, cellular component: cell division site; plasma membrane; mitotic actomyosin contractile ring, proximal layer. Gene Ontology annotation, biological process: cytoskeleton organization. NCBI's taxonomy places the organism in Eukaryota, Fungi, Ascomycota, Dothideomycetes, Mycosphaerellales, Teratosphaeriaceae.